This is a messenger RNA of Gaeumannomyces tritici R3-111a-1, 1023 nucleotides long. RefSeq lists its product as hypothetical. The record is from RefSeq and is a predicted model, not a curated record. Gene Ontology annotation, biological process: proteolysis. Lineage: Eukaryota; Fungi; Ascomycota; Sordariomycetes; Magnaporthales; Magnaporthaceae. The transcript has a single exon. Gene Ontology annotation, molecular function: serine-type endopeptidase activity. Bases 1 to 1023 code for a protein of 340 amino acids.
AUGGCGAUCCUCGACAACGGCAUCCUAAGCAUCUCGUCUCAGUCAUCCGGAGGCCGGGGAAAGAUGCAGCAGCAAUCUUCAAAAGAGGCCGGCAAGGGCGACGGGAAGCCCGGCGAACCGGGGGGGAGCGAGCAAGGCGAGCAGCACCAAGGUACGGAGGAAGCGGCACCACAACAGGAUGGCGGCCUCUGGGCACGCAUCCAGGACGGCUGCUCCUUCGUGGAUGAGAACUUCAGGUUCAGCCCCUGGCUAUUCGCCUCCAACCCCCACGGGACGCAGAUGGCGAACCUCAUCUGCGCCAUCGACCCGUUCUGCCAGAUCUACGUUGCCCGAGUCGCCGAGGACUCGUCCAAGAUCACGCCAAAGAGGGUCGCAAAGGCCAUCAAGUGGGCCCGGAGCCUAGACGUCGACGUCAUAUCGAUGAGCUUCGCCAUGGGCCAUAGCGACAGCGACCUCGAGGACGAGCUGCGCGAGGCGACCAAGCAGGGCAUCGUCAUGACGUGCAGCGCCCACGACGAGGGGUCCCGCAUCUCCAAGGCGUAUCCGGCGGACCUCCGGAGCGAUCUGCUCUCGCUCCUCGUGCUGGCCGCCUGCGACGAGUACGGCAAGCUCCUCCGCGACCUGUCCCCGAACAAGUACGACUACAUGAUACGCGGCCAGAACAUCGCCGCGGGCGUGAUCGACUUUCUCAAAUCCGAGGACGUCAUAACCGGCAGCUCCGUGUCCACGGCGCUCGCCGCGGGGCUGUGCUCGCUGAUCCUCACGUGCGACCGGCUCGCGCACCCGGGCAAGAGGUACCCGGGCGGCAAGGAGGCUGGCAGCCGCUGGGCGCUCGUGAGGCGCCACCUAGAAAAGAUGGCGGCGGAUGAUUCGAAGCAGUUCCUGCUGCUGGAGAAGUUCGAAAACAUCGCCACCCCGCACAUCAACCAGCCCACAGCCGAGGAGAUCGAGCUGGCCGCCAGCGGCAUCGGGGAGCGCAGUGCGAAGGCCGUCCUGAUGGAAGAGUUUGGAAUGCUUGCAUAG